UACAGACUGACUGCUACAUGGUGAUUAUUGAUGUCCACUGAGCCUCAAGAAGAAGACUGGAGAAAGGAGACAUUUUUAAAGGGGAUGAUGACCUCAGAGCUCAGGAAGAUCAUGUAAAAGGCUGUUAUUGACCAAUGAAACAAAGAGAAUCACUUAAAAACAAGAGGAGCACUGAUGGGACAGCACAGGAGAACCUCCCUUAACUUUGGGACACGAGUUCCUUCAAUGCAACUUGAGGAGGACAAGAUAAUUUGAUGUUAAUUAAAAGUCCUGUUUAAGUUGACCGUUGAAAAGACAUCAUGUUGUCUGCACUGGGAACCGGUGCCUUGGCUCUUUUCCACAGUGUAAUAAUAGUGACUGCGCUGAUUGACUCUGAUGACGUCAUCACACGAGAUGAGCAGAUCUACGUUCUGAUUGGUGCUCAUGCCAAGUGUGAAAGGAACAUCCAGGCACAGAUGGCCCUGGUUAAAGAAGGUGACUGUAUCCCGGAGUGGGACGGGAUCAUAUGCUGGCCACAGAGCAGAGCGGGUCAGCUGGUUUCAGUGCUGUGUCCAGAGUACAUCUAUGACUUCAACCACAGAGGGCGAGCCUACCGCCAGUGUGAUACAUCAGGGAGCUGGGAACAGGUGCCAAGCAUCAACCGCACUUGGGCCAACUACACCGAGUGCACUACAUACUUGACCUCCAACCACAGGAGCCAGGAGGAGAAGGUGUUUGAGAGACUACAUCUCAUGUACACUGUCGGCUACUCCAUUUCUCUAGCAUCACUGCUGGUGGCAGUCUCCAUCCUCUGCUAUUUCAAGCGUCUCCACUGCACACGCAAUUACAUCCACAUUCACCUCUUCACCUCCUUCAUAUGUCGAGCAGUCAGCAUUUUCGUGAAGGACGCUGUGCUCUACACCAUCUCUUAUGACAGUAAUGCUGAGCCUGAGUUCACUGCACAGAAGCCCCAUAUGGCCGGCUGUAAAGUUGCUGUUACUUUGUUCCUUUAUUUCCUGGCAACCAAUCAUUACUGGAUCCUGGUGGAGGGGUUGUACCUACAUAGCCUCAUCUUCAUGGCCUUCCUCUCUGACAAGAAUUACCUAUGGGCCCUUACCAUUAUUGGCUGGGGUGUUCCAGCUGUGUUUGUGUCUGUUUGGGUCAGUGCACGAGCAUCGCUGGCAGACACACAAUGCUGGGACAUCAGUGCAGGGAACCUGAAGUGGAUCUAUCAAGUCCCCAUUCUGGCAGCCAUUGUUGUGAACUUCCUCCUCUUUGUCAACAUUAUACGUGUACUGGCCUCUAAACUGUGGGAAACAAACACUGGUAAACUGGACCCUCGGCAACAAUAUCGGAAGCUGCUGAAGUCCACAUUAGUCCUCAUGCCCUUGUUUGGAGUUCACUACAUGGUGUUCAUGGCUCUUCCCUACACUGAGGUCACCGGGCUGCUGUGGCAAGUCCAAAUGCAUUAUGAGAUGUUCUUCAAUUCAUCCCAGGGCUUUUUUGUGGCAUUUAUCUACUGUUUCUGCAAUGGGGAGGUGCAGGCAGAGGUGAAGAAGGCGUGGUUACGACGCAGCCUCACGUUGGACCUCAAACAGAAAGCCAGGAUGACCAGCAGUGGCGGCAGCUGUUACUACGGUGGCAUGAUGUCACACACCACCACCCAGAGUGUCAGUUUGUCUGCUGUCAAUCCCAGAGCUCUAUCCUUCACUGGAGUUGUGGUGGGCUCAGGUGGAACCGCUGGUGGAGGCUCAGGGAUCAGGCCACCACGUCACGGCUCUCUAAACCCACAAACCAGCCUGCCUGGAUAUGUGUCCGGUGACACCGAGACCUCCAGCCCCCAACAGGAGUUGGCUUUGCGGAAGCCAGGGGGGACAGAGUCUGGAGUUUUUGCCAGGCAUGCCAGAACAGGCAAGGAAAAUCAUGACCGCAAAGGUCCCGGAGCAUCUCCAGCCCAAAUCCCUGGAUCAGAAGAUCCAGACAGCUCCUUAUCUCUGAAAGAGCUGGAGACCAUCUUGUGACUGUUUGGAUAAAUGUUCAGAUGAGUAUAAAUGAGGUAUUAGUCUAAAGACCAAGAUAUAUAUGACAGGCAUGAAUCUUUCUGGCUACAUUUCAAGGAUUUACUUGUGUUGAGAUUGUUUUGUCAACUUCCUCCAAAGUCAAGAGAGAACUUUCAGUCUCAAUUUGUAAGCCAACAGCUGGACAAACUCUGUUUGCUGAAGAAGAUUGUAUGAUUGAAAACUCCUGAACAGCUACUGAGCAGACCUUGUGGUGAGAUUGACAACAACAGAGUUUUGUGGUUGUCUGGGUUUUUCAGUGGAUGGGAUAAAAUUUCCUAUGCAUAAACAAUAAGGGAAUACACACACAUUUUCAUUUUGCAAAAUGACACUGAAGGCCUUCACUCAUUGUGACAUAUGUACCAAAUCAGUAUGCAUAAGUCUAUGAUGGUUUGUGUGCAUCUCAAGUUAUAGGUACAAUUUCCUCAUGGGUCAGUGUACCUGAACUGUACAUACGUUUUUAUAUGCUUUCAAUUGAUUUCACGUUGAAAUGUGAACAGAUAAAUUAAGCUAAAUAAGUAUGAAGCUGUGAUGGUUCAGAGAAUUUAGAAAAGUCAAAAGACAGACUUGGAUGUUUAAACAGGGAGAUUUUUGUCUGCCUCUUCAUAUCUUUCCUGUGUUGGGUUUUUCCAGGCCAGACUGGCUGACCUCAGUUGAUGUGUGUGUUGUUGAUGUGUGUGUGUCAGCGGCUGCUGUCUAUGAAUCUGCUGUAGCAAUCCUCCCCUUUCCAAAUAUUGACCUCCAUACGUAUCAGCCACACAUUUCUGAUGGAGGAAGCAUUACUGUACCGGGCUAACUGUUCACAAUUAUUAUUGUUAUUUCCAAUAGUCAUGGUUUUCAGAUAGUAUGUCUAGACAGGUUGGACUUCUCUCUGCACCUUUGUUGUUGUCUACUCUCCCCUAUUUAUCAGUUUGACAGGACCCUGAGGGCUGAUGCACUUUUUACCCAUUGCAGGCCAAACGGCAGUUCUUUCCUCCGUGUGACCUUUGCCCUGAAUGCCCUGACAACACCUUCCAGUAUUUCACACACUCCCCUCAGGCCUCAGCUCGGAGCAAGAGGCACCUGAGCUGCUCGUGAACCUCGAGCAUAAGUGACAAACCUGCAUCACAAGCCACCAGUAUUCACAAGAUAAACAGACAGGAAAUUGUGCCUGUAAAUAUCUUAGGACUGUUUUAGGUGCCCAGAAAUAGGAUAUGUACAGUGUAAGAUAACUCUGAUAAUUUAAUAAAUGUUUUGGGAAAUUGACAUGAGAGUUUAAAUAAAUUGAACUGAAUUGGAAUUGAUUCACAUACUACUGCUUAGCCCUAUGUUCAAAAAGCUUUGUUUUUUAUUUCAAGGCAGAACUUAAGGCAAUGUACACAUACUUGUAGUACUGGAAGAUCUCCUUGUAUG
Molecule: messenger RNA, 3428 nt
Organism: Morone saxatilis (striped sea-bass)
Lineage: Eukaryota; Metazoa; Chordata; Actinopteri; Moronidae
Gene: pth3r
Product: parathyroid hormone 3 receptor
Exons: 13
Coding region: 300-2000 (566 amino acids)
Biological process (GO): adenylate cyclase-modulating G protein-coupled receptor signaling pathway; cell surface receptor signaling pathway
Cellular component (GO): plasma membrane
Molecular function (GO): parathyroid hormone receptor activity; G protein-coupled peptide receptor activity; peptide hormone binding
Source: RefSeq, a predicted model, not a curated record